Molecule: messenger RNA, 4124 nt
Organism: Durio zibethinus
Lineage: Eukaryota; Viridiplantae; Streptophyta; Magnoliopsida; Malvales; Malvaceae
Product: Tetratricopeptide repeat (TPR)-like superfamily protein
Molecular function (GO): mRNA binding; protein binding
Source: RefSeq, a predicted model, not a curated record
UAGCCACGCGGCAUUUAUUCAGCUACUUAUGAAUUAUGAUUGCAGUUGCACGAGAAAAGUCAAGUUGGCGUAGCACAUCAGACAUCGCAGAAAUUUCCUUGCACGACAUCUUAGUUCUAAAAAAUCCAACACAUUUAGCUUUUUUUUUUUUUUUUUAUCAGAUAAGGAGGUUGAAAAUUCAAACUUUCAGCUUUUAUCUUUCAAUGACUGCCGAGCUUUGAAAGAGAGGGUGCUUCAAAUGAAAUAGAAAAAGUAGAUAAGAAUUUGGUUUUUGAAAGAGAAGAGAUAAAAAGAGCGGUUUUGAUUCUUAAAAAAAAUAAAAGAUAAAAUUAUUUCUUACCAUCGGAUAAACUAUUUAUGGGCAUUUUCUUUUGUGACAAACUUUAAUGGGCUUGGCCUUCAAAAACUUUAAUGGCCUUAAAGCAUACCUAAACUUCUAGGGGCUGGGCCCAGAAUAGUUCAAAGAGAAUUCCCUUAGCCUCUAUCAUCAAACCUCAAGGCAGCGCAGACGAAAGACUUUGAAGAAGCUGGACAAGCUCCACUGAGUUAUUCUACACAAGCAUACAAAAUUUCCCAGGAAGGAAUUUCAGUCAUGGUUCUCGUGCUGUGAGUGAUUCUGGUGUUCAUUGUGCGGAAAGAGAUAAUUUUCUUGAUGAAAAUGGUGAUUAUGAUAAAUUUAGAGAUAUGAGUGUCCAGGAUUCUGGGGAGUUGAGUUUAUUUGGUGAUCAUAAUGAUGGGUGUCAAAAGAAUCCAAACCUGAAUUUUGAUGAGUUUGCAGUGGAAGAAGAAGGAGAUGAUUGUCAUGAUGAUGGUGAUAGUUUUAUGGUAUUGAAUUCGUGUAAUGGACAUCACGUGCAAACAGAGGAUGUUUGGAGAGUUAAGCUGGAGGAAGAUGAAUUUAGGCACCCUUUGGUGAGAGAGAUAUGUAGAUUGAUUCAACUUAGAUCAGCUUGGAAUCCAAAGCUCGAAAGUGACCUGAGGCACCUGCUAAGAAGUCUCAAACCUCGUCAAGUUUGUGCUGUUUUGCUUUCUCAGGAUGAUGAACGUGUUGCUUUGCAGUUCUUUUAUUGGGCUGAUAGGCAAUGGCGGUACCGUCACAACCCAAUUGUAUAUUAUGUAAUGCUUGAGAUCCUUAGUAAGACUAAAUUGUGUCAAGGUGCUAAACGGGUUCUUCGGCUCAUGGCACGUAGGGGAAUUGAGUGUCGGCCUGAAGCAUUUGGUUAUUUGAUGGUGUCAUAUAGUAGGGCUGGCAACUUGAGGAAUGCAAUGAAGGUAUUGACCUUAAUGCAAAAGGCUGGAGUUGAGCUGAAUUUGGCUGUAUGUAAUACUGCAAUCCAUGUUUUGGUUAUGGCAAAUAAGUUGGAGAAGGCACUGAGAUUCUUUGAAAGAAUGCAAAUUGUUGGAAUUAUCCCUAAUGUUGUCACUUAUAACUGUUUGAUCAAGGGAUACUGUACUGUGCAUCAGGUUGAAAAUGCUUUGCAGCUGAUUGCUGAAAUGUCAUCUAAAAACUGUUCUCCAGAUAAAGUUAGUUAUUACACCAUAAUGAGUUUCCUUUGUAAGCAAAAACAGGUCAAUGAAGUGAGGGACUUAAUGGAGAAGAUGGCAAAAUACAAUAAUCUGUUUCCUGACCAGGUUACCUAUAACACUCUUAUCCAUAUGCUAUCCAAGCAUGGCUAUGCAGAUGAGGCUCUUGAAUUUUUAAGGGAAGCUGAAGUGAGAGGAUUUCAAAUUGAUAAGGUUGGGCAUAGUGCAAUAGUUCACUCUUACUGUAAACAGGGAAGAAUAAAUGAGGCAAAAAGUAUUGUGAAUGAAAUGUUGUCAAAGGGUUGCAGUCCUGAUGUGGUGACUUAUACUGCCGUUGUUGAUGGUUUUUGUCGCAUUGGGAAGCUGGAACAAGCUAAAAAAAUGCUACAGCAUAUGUACAAGCAUGGCUGCAAGCCCAACACUGUAUCAUAUACAGCUUUCUUAACUGGUCUUUGUCGGAAUGGGAGUUCAUUACAGGCAAGAGAGAUGAUGAAUGUUAGUGAGGAAGAGUUAUGGACCCCAAAUGCCAUCAGUUAUAGUGUUGUGAUGCAUGGACUGCGUAAGGAAGGAAAAUUAUGUGAGGCAUGUAAUGUAGUGAAGGAGAUGGUUAGCAAGGGAUUUUUCCCAACCCCGGUUGAAAUUAACUUGAUAAUUCAGUCACUAUGUCAAGAGGGUAAAAUGGAUGAGGCUAAAAUGUUUUUGGAGGGAUGUCUGAAUAAGGGUUGUGCUGUUAAUGUUGUAAACUUUACUACUCUUAUUCAUGGAUAUUGUCAAAAGGAUGACCUGGAGGCUGCUUUGUCAUUGCUUGAUGAUAUGUAUCUUAGCAACAAACAUCCUGAUGCAGUCACAUAUACAACAGUAAUUGAUGCACUUGGAAAGAAUGGUAGAAUAAAAGAGGCAACUGAUCUUACCAUUAAGAUGCUAAAAAAGGGGUUGGAUCCAACUCCUGUUACGUACAGAACAGUCAUUCACAGAUAUUGCCAGAUGGGUAGGGUGGAAGAUCUGUUGAAAUUGUUGGAAAAAAUGCUUUCUAGGCAGAAGUGCAAAACAGUGUAUAAUCAAGUUAUCGAAAAGCUUUGUAGUUUUGGAAACCUUGAGGAGGCUGAUAAAUUGUUGGCUAGGAUUUUGAGAACAGCAUCCAGAACUAAUAUUAACACCUGUAACUUGCUUAUGGAAACUUACUUGAUCAGGGAGAUGCCUCUAUCUGCAUAUAAAGUUGCUUGUCGAAUGUUCAACAGAAAUCUGAUUCCUGAUCUUAAAUUAUCUGAGAAGGUGAGUAAGCAACUCGUGUUAGAAGGAAAAUCUGUGGAGGCAGAUAACCUCAUGCUACAGUUUGUUGAGCGCGGAUGCCUUUCACCUCAAUGUGAAUAAAAUUGGAUAAUGAGGCUGUUUAAUAUCAGACUGCUGUAGAUAUUGUUCUGAUGCCAUAUUUCAAAUUGUAUAACUCUGGGAACUUUCUCUUUGAAGUUCAGUGGCUUUAAAAUGGAAAUUAUGAAUUCAAAUGGGGUGAACAUCGUGUUUUCAUUUCUGUCUUGGGAUGUAAUUAAUUGAAAUAGGGUCAGCGAGAGGAAAGCAGGUUCUGUGCAGAGCCAAGUGGUCAUAUCUGAAAUGACCUGGUAAUCGCUCUGGAAAAUCAGAGUCAGAGCAACAAAUGCAGUGUUUUGAUCUUCAGAUGUUCGUGCAAAUCCUGUUGGUCAGCACUGGAACGAAUGUUAAUCAGUGAAAUUUGUGGCCACAAGAUCUGGUCGCAGAAUUUGAAGUACUCAAGUUUCUCAUGAGGGAUUCAAUGGCAUUACAACUGGCCAAUGAUAUUUCGGAAAUUGCUAAGGAUUUGGUUUCGAGGGGACUGAUAUUCUUCCACUCUUGACCUGUCAGUGGUACAUUGUUAGUUAAAGAAAAUAAAGUUAUCAUAUUAUGAUAGUAAACCAUACGGCUUCGAUAUUUGCAACUACUCAUUGAAGGCAUCUCCCUGUUAAAGGAGCCAAACAAUCUGGAAAGAUGAAAAAGGAGAAAUACAAAGGUGGAGGAGCCCUGGUUUAAGAAAAUGGUGGGGCUUUCACUCGCUUUUGCUUUAGCAUUUCAAUUGGAUAUAUCAAAAGGGGUAUCUUAUGUCGAAAGGCACCAUAUGGAACCUUCUAACAUGUCUGCUUCAUGGCCGACCUAUCCAGCUGCCAAAGGUUCUAUUGUUCACUUCCUUUUUGGUGUACUAAUGAAAUUUAUUUCCCUUGUGAAAUUCACUCUUAAGACAGGACUGUGCUUUGUUGGAGUUCAAUUGUUUGACUAACAAAAACCGAAUGUCUUUUUUAAAUGAAAUACGAUAAGAUUGUAACUUUGAAGGCCUAAACCUUGGGUUAAGCCUUACCCUGGAUUAAAAUUUCUUUAUCUUAUGAUAUGAGAUAUUUUAGGUUAAGUCCCAUGAUGUCUUAGAAUUGAGAAAUAACCAAGGUGCUGCCUACCGUUUCGGGAACAUAAGUUAUGUACGUAUUUGGAUCCAGAAAAAUCUAAACUACCCUCUUCUUCCUCGUCUUUUCCAAGACCAAAACAACCCCAUCCCAAUAAUUUCAUUCAUCAACCCCAUCCCGAUAUUCGUUAUCCUGUUU